UUUUUGUUAAAUUAAAAAAAAAACAAAGAAAGGAUUUCUACCUGAGACGAGACGAGACGAGAUCGCACGAAGAAGAAGAGGAGGAAAACGCAAUCAAUCCGAUCGAUCAAAGCCGAGAAGAGGAUAAUCUCUCCGCCGCCGCCGCCGGAGAGCGGGGGCACCGACCGACCCACCCAACGGGCGAUCGCCGGCCAGGAUCGGGUGGGGGAUCUCGUCGCUCAGAUCGGCCGCGCUGGGGGCGAAUCACUCGCGCCACUCCCCGGCGCAGCCCCCGCCGCCCGGAGCCUUCUUCCCCUUCCACUGGUGGAACCCUAAUGCUCGCCGCCGCAUAGACUUCUCCACCAUGGACUUCGCCAGCCGCCACGCCGCCUCCGCCCCGCCGCCGGCGCCCGACGCGUCUUCCCCUUCCUCGCCCCGCGCCUCCUCUGCCUCCUCCUCCUCCUCCGCCGCCGCCGAGGAGCCCGAGUACCUCGCCAGGUACUUCGUCGUCAAGCACUCGUGGAGGGGCAGGUACAGGCGGAUCCUCUGCAUCGCCUCCUCCGGCCUCGUCACCCUCGACCCGGCCACCCUCGCCGUCACCAACUCCUACGACGCCUCCUACGGCUUCGACCGCGCCGCGCCCGAGGGCAACGCCACCGAGUUCACGCUCACCCUCCGCACCGACGCCCGCGGCAAGUUCAAGGCCCUGCGCUUCUCCUCGCCGCUCCGUGCCGGGAUCCUCACCGAGCUCCACCGCCUGCGCCCCGUCCACCCCGUCCUCGACUUCCCCGUCCUCCACCUCCGCCGCCGCACCCACGAGUGGGCGCCCUUCAAACUCAAGGUUACUUCAGUGGGCAUUGAGCUCCUUGAAGGACAUUCUGGUGAUCUGCGCUGGUGCUUGGACUUUAGAGAUAUGGAUUCUCCUGCUAUCAUUCUCUUGGGGGAUAGCUAUGGGAAGAGGACUGCUGAAGGAGGAGGUUUUGUGCUAUGCCCCCUUUAUGGGAGGAAGUCCAAAGCAUUUAUGGCUGCUUCAGGCAGUACAAACACUCUGAUUAUAUCAUAUUUGACAAAAACAGCCAACUCGAUGGUUGGAGUAUCACUACAUGUGGACAAUUCACAGUCAAUGACAGCUACUGACUUCAUAGCAAAGAGAGCAAACGAGGCUGUUGGAGCUGCUGAAACUCGGCAUGGAGAAUGGUCAGUAACAAGAUUGCGUCCUGCUGCACAUGGCACUGCUAGCAUUGAGAGCUUGAGCUUGGGUAUUGGACCAAGGGGGGGACUUGGAGAUCAUGGUGAUUCCGUUUCUCGACAGCUUGUUCUUACAAACACUUCACUUGUCGAAAGACGACCGGAGAAUUAUGAGGCUAUCAUUGUUCGACCUCUCUCAACAGUAAGUGCCCUUGUGCGAUUUGCAGAAGAACCGCAGAUGUUUGCAUUCGAAUUCAAUGAUGGUUGCCCGAUUCAUGUAUAUGCAAGUACAUCCCGUGAUAGUUUACUUGCAACAGUUCUUGAUGUUUUACAAAACCAGAGCCAGUGUGCCAUUCCAGUGCUACCAAGGUUGACCAUGCCUGGUCAUCGCAUAGAUCCACCCUGUGGAGUAGCCCGUGUUCACAUAUCCCAUCACACUGUUGAUAUGGAAGCUGCUAGCAUGCACAUAAAACAUUUAGCUACUGUUGCUAAAGAGGCUGUAGUUUCAUCCGACACUGUUCCUGGAGCAAAAAUCAGAUUGUGGCGUAGAAUAAGGGAGUUCAAUGCAUGCAUACCCUAUACUGGAGUGCCCGUCAAUAUUGAAGUACCUGAAGUGGUCCUAAUGGCUCUAAUUAGUCUUCUCCCAGCUACACCGCAGAACCUUCCUGCUGAUGCUCCUCCUCUUCCACCUCCAUCACCAAAAGCAGCAGCGACAAUAAUGGGAUUUGUCGCAUGCUUACGGAGGCUCCUCACAUCAAGAAGUGUGUCAGCACACGUGAUGGCAUUUCCUGUGGCUGUAGGGAGAAUAAUGGGUUUGCUUAGAAAUGGUUCAGAGGGAGUAGCAGCUGAGGCUGCUGGACUUGUGGCUAUGCUAAUUGGUGGUGGUCCUGGUGAUACAUCCAUGUUAACGGAUACAAGGGGAGAGUCACAUGCUACUUACAUGCAUGCAAAGUCUGUACUGUUCUCACAACCAGUCUAUGUUCCAAUCCUUGUUAACAGAUUAAGGCCACUAUCAGUUUCACCAUUACUGUCAUUGUCCAUUGUGGAAGUCCUUGAAGCUAUGCUUUGUGAACCCCAUGGUGAAACAACCCAACAUGCUACAUUUGUUGAGCUACUACGUCAAGUCGCUGGUUUGCGCCGUCGUUUGUUUGCAUUAUUUGCCCAUCCUGCUGAAAGUGUGAGGGAGACUGUUUCUGUUAUUAUGCGUACAAUUGCUGAAGAAGAUGCAAUAGCAGCAGAGUCCAUGCGUGAUGCUGCCUUGAAGGAUGGUGCUCUUCUGAGGCAUUUACUGAAUGCUUUCUUCUACCCUGCUGGUGAGCGACGUGAUGUUAGUCGACAGCUUGUUGCUCUCUGGGCUGAUUCUUAUCAACCUGCACUGGAUUUGCUGUCAAGAAUACUUCCCCCUGGACUUGUUGCUUAUCUUCACACACGAUCAGAUGAAGAUUCUCAGAACCAGUAUGAUGAAGUACCAUUAAGCAGAAGGCAGAAACGGAUACUUCAGCAGAGGAGGUCCCGUGGUGGCAAGAGUAUGGCUGUACCAGAACAAGGGAUGCCCUCAAAUAACAAUGAAGGGGAUUUUUUUGGGCACACCAAUGUUGGUCCCUUUGGAGCAGAUGUCCAUCAGAGGCAUGCUAAUCAGUACCCUACUGCAUAUACCCCUUCUCCAGGCAUAAGUAUUGAUCCUUCUCAGGCAGUUCCACAUGGUUUUGUACCUGAGGCCUUCUAUGAAAAUAAUCAUCAAACUGGGGCACCACAGCUGGAUUCACAUGCUUAUUUAGUGGACUCCAAUGGCAAUGGUGACCUUGCUAACUCUGCACAUUUAGAUUUUUCAGUCCCUGCACAGGUUGUGGUGGAAAACACACCUGUUGGAUCUGGCAGGCUACUGUGCAACUGGUAUGGAUUUUGGAGAGCAUUCAGUCUUGAUCACAAUAGAGCAGACUUGAUAUGGAAUGAACGCACUAGACAAGAAUUAAGGGAGGCAUUGCAAGCUGAAGUUCAUAGCCUUGAUGUUGAGAAAGAACGAACUGAUGACAUUGUCCCUGGAAGUUCAGUCACUGAGGAUGCCAGUGAUAGUGAAACCUUACCACGAAUUUCAUGGAAUUAUGUUGAGUUUUCAGUUAGCUACCCUAGCUUGUCCAAAGAAGUCUGUGUGGGCCAAUACUAUCUGCGGCUUCUUCUUGAAAGUGGAAGCAAUUACCGAGCACAGGAUUUCCCACUGCGUGAUCCUGUUGCCUUUUUUAGAGCUCUGUAUCACCGCUUCUUGUGCGAUGCAGACAUUGGUCUUACUGUGGAUGGUGCAGUCCCUGAUGAACUGGGUUCAUCUGAUGAUUGGUGUGACUUGGGAAGAUUGGAUGGUUUUGGUGGGGGAGGAGGUUCUUCUGUAAGAGAACUUUGUUCAAGGGCAAUGGCUAUAGUUUAUGAACAACAUAACAAAGUUAUUGGACCUUUCGAUGGCACAGCACAUAUUACUGUUCUCUUGGACAGAACAGAUGAUAGGGCAUUAAGACAUCGCUUGCUACUACUGUUAAAGGCCUUGAUGAACGACCUUUCAAAUGUUGAAGUGUGUGUUUUGGUUGGAGGAUGUGUUUUGGCUGUUGAUAUGUUAACUGUCGCUCAUGAAGCAUCUGAGCGGACAGCUAUUCCUUUGCAGUCUAACCUGAUCGCGGCAACUGCAUUUAUGGAACCUCUGAAAGAGUGGAUGUAUAUUGACAAAGACGGUAAACAAGUUGGCCCUCUAGAAAAGGAUGCUAUCAGAAGGCUAUGGUCAAAGAAGUCAAUUGAUUGGACCACCAAAUGUUGGGCUUCUGGUAUGUCUGACUGGAAAAGAUUACGUGAUAUCCGGGAACUCCGUUGGGCACUUGCUGUUAAAGUGCCUGUUCUUACUCCUAGUCAGAUUGGGGAUGCUGCAUUGUCUAUAUUACACAGUAUGGCAUCUGCACAUUCUGAUCUUGAUGAUGCAGGAGAGAUAGUGACACCAACUCCUAGGGUGAAACGUAUAUUGUCAAGUCCAAGAUGCCUUCCUCAUGUUGCUCAGGCUAUGCUUACUGGGGAACCAAGCAUUGUUGAAGCAGCUGCCUCAUUACUUAAGGCUAUUGUCACAAGAAACCCCAAAGCUAUGAUUCGACUAUAUAGUACCGGUGCCUUUUACUUUGCAUUGGCAUAUCCCGGUUCAAAUCUCCUAUCGAUCGCACAACUCUUUUCAGCCACACAUACUCAUCAGGCAUUUCAUGGUGGUGAAGAGGCAGCAGUAUCUUCAUCAUUGCCUUUGGCAAAGCGCAGUGUACUAGGUGGACUGCUCCCAGAAUCAUUGUUGUAUGUCUUAGAACGCAGUGGACCUUCAGCUUUUGCUGCCGCAAUGGUGUCUGAUUCUGACACGCCAGAGAUUAUAUGGACCCACAAGAUGCGGGCGGAGCAUCUAAUUCGUCAGGUCCUGCAGCAUCUCGGUGACUUUCCUCAGAAAUUGGCUCAACAUUGUCAUUCAUUGUAUGAUUAUGCUCCUAUGCCACCUGUGACCUACCCGAAUCUGAAAGAUGAGAUGUGGUGCCACCGAUACUACCUCCGGAACCUAUGUGACGAGAUUAGGUUUCCUAACUGGCCCAUUGUUGAACAUGUAGAGUUUUUGCAGUCAUUGUUGGCAAUGUGGCGUGAAGAGUUAACUCGUCGUCCAAUGGAUCUAUCUGAAGAAGAUGCUUGUAAGAUACUGGAGAUCUCUCUUGAUGAUCUUGUCCUUGGUGAGAACGGCAGUAGCAAGCAGUCAUCUGAGUUAAGUUCGGGCAAUUUGACAAACAACAUUGAAAACAUUGACGAAGAGAAGCUUAAGCGCCAAUACCGUAAGCUGGCAAUAAAAUACCAUCCAGAUAAGAAUCCUGAGGGAAGAGAAAAGUUUGUUGCUGUGCAAAAGGCUUACGAACGAUUGCAGGCAAGUAUGCAGGGACUGCAGGGACCACAAGUUUGGAGGCUGCUACUCUUACUCAGGGCACAGUGCAUCUUGUACAAGAGAUAUGGACAUGUCUUGGAACCAUUCAAGUAUGCUGGUUAUCCAAUGUUGCUAAAUGCAGUCACUGUAGAUAAGGAUGAUAGCAAUUUUCUUUCAUCUGAGAGAGCCCCUCUUUUGAUAGCUGCUUCAGAGCUAAUUUGGCUGACAUGCGCAUCAUCUUCAUUAAAUGGCGAAGAGCUCAUACGGGAUGGUGGUAUCCCAUUGUUGGCAACACUUCUUUCUCGUUGCAUGUGCAUUGUUCAGCCCACAACCCCAGCAAAUGAACCGGCAGCAAGAAUAGUCACCAACAUAAUGCAUACAUUUGCGGUUCUCAGCCAGUUUGAGUCAGGAAGGGCUGAGAUUCUUAAGUUUGGUGGCCUUGUUGAGGAUAUUGUGCACAGUACAGAACUUGAAUUUGUUCCAUCGGCUGUGGAUGCUGCACUGCAAACAGCUGCUAAUAUAUCAGUGUCAUCAGAAUUGCAAAGUUCUCUGCUCGCGGCUGGAUUUUUAUGGUAUGUGUUGCCUCUAUUGCUUCAGUACGAUUCAACAGCAGAAGAGAAUGCAACAAGUGAAGCACAUGGUGUUGGUGCAAGGGUGCAGAUUGCUAAAAAUCUGCAUGCUGUACAUGCAACUCAGGCUCUGUCAAGGCUUUGUGGUCUUGGUGGUGAUGGAAUAAGCCCAUCUAAUCAAUCUGCUUUUGAUGCACUAAGAGCGCUUCUUACUCCGAAGCUUGCUGAUAUGCUGAGAAACCACCCACCUAAAGAACUGUUGUCAAAUCUGAAUGCAAAUUUGGAGUCACCAGAGAUCAUAUGGAAUUCUUCCACCAGAGGCGAGCUCCUCAAAUUUGUAGACCAGCAGCGUGCUAGCCAAGGACCUGAUGGUUCAUAUGAUUUGACGGAAUCACAUUGUUUCACAUACCAAGCUUUAUCAAAAGAACUGAAUGUUGGUAAUGUGUACUUGAGAGUUUACAACAACCAACCAGAUUAUGAAAUAAGUGACCAGGAAGGUUUUUGCAUCGCGCUGCUUAAAUUUAUAGCAGAGCUAGUACAGAAGUGGAAUUCAUUAAGUUUGGAUGAAAAUAUGAUGCAUCAAUGUGGUACAGCUAUUGAGACAUCAGUCACUGAAAAUGGUGAUAUCAGUGGUUCAACGAAUGAAGGAAAAGAAGAAGAUUCAUUGGAAAAACACAAUAGAGGAGUAACAGAUGGAGAUUCUGAAGUGAUUAUGAACCUCCGAAGUGGGCUAACAUCACUACAGAAUCUUCUAACCAGUAAUCCAGGAUUGGCUGCUGUUUUUGCUUCCAAGGAACGGUUGACACCUCUUUUUGAAUGUCUUGCGCUACCUGUUCCUCCUGAAAGCAACAUCCCACAAAUUUGCCUAAGCGUUCUUUCUCUCCUGACGAAGCAUGCGCCUUGUUUGGAAGCCAUGGUUGCAGAAAGAACAAGUCUCAUUUUGCUUUUCCAGAUACUGCACUGCAAUCGUUCUUGCAGGGAUGGAGCCCUUACUGUCCUCUAUUCUUUAGCCAGCACACCGGAGCUGGCCUGGGCUGCUGCCAAGCAUGGUGGUGUAGUGUACAUUCUAGAACUUAUGUUACCACUUGAAGAGGAAAUCCCUAUGCAGCAAAGAGCUGCAGCUGCAUCAUUAUUGGGCAAACUUGUUGGGCAGCCAAUGCAUGGUCCCAGGGUGGCAAUCACACUUGCUAGAUUCUUACCUGAUGGUUUGGUUUCUGCAAUUAGAGAUGGGCCUGGUGAAGCUGUUGUUUCAUGUCUUGAACAGACCACAGAAACCCCUGAACUUGUAUGGACACCCGCAAUGGCAGCUUCUCUUUCUGCGCAGUUGUCAACCAUGGCCACAGACCUCUACCAAGAGCAGAUGAAAGGGCGUGUUGUUGAUUGGGAUGUGCCUGAACAAGCAUCUGGCCAGCAUGUAAUGAAGGAUGAGCCACAGGUUGGAGGUAUUUAUGUGAGACUCUUCCUAAAGGAUCCCAAGUUUCCAUUGAGAAACCCUAAAAGGUUCCUAGAAGGGCUGCUAGAUCAGUAUGUCUCAUCAGUUGCUGCCACACACUAUGAGGCGAAUGCUGUUGAUCCAGAGCUUCCGUUGCUGCUUUCUGCUGCAUUGGUUUCAUUGUUGCGUGUUCAUCCAGCCCUUGCAGACCAUGUUGGUUACCUAGGUUAUGUUCCAAAGCUGGUUUCAGCUAUGGCAUAUGAGGGUAGACGGGACACUAUGGCAUCCGGACAAACCACAAGUAGGUUGCAAGCGGAACCUAGCAAUCAAGAGAACUCGGCGGACUCUACCGUGCAGACUCCACAAGAACGUGUCCGGCUUAGUUGUUUGCGAGUGCUGCAUCAGCUGGCUUCCAGCACUACUUGUGCAGAAGCUAUGGCAGCCACAAGUGCAGGAACUCCUCAGGUUGUUCCAUUGCUUAUGAAAGCAAUUGGAUGGCAAGGUGGAAGUAUACUGGCACUAGAGACACUAAAGCGUGUUGUUGGUGCUGGCAAUCGGGCUAGAGAUGCACUUGUUGCACAGGGGCUAAAGGUUGGCCUUGUUGAAGUACUGCUUGGUAUUCUUGAUUGGCGAGCUGGUGGCAGGCAGGGACUGUGUAACCAAAUGAAGUGGAAUGAAUCAGAGGCUUCAAUUGGGCGUGUUUUGGCAGUGGAGGUGCUUCAUGCUUUUGCAACGGAAGGCGCACACUGUGCUAAAGUUCGUGAAAUUCUGAAUUCUUCUGAUGUAUGGAGUGCUUACAAGGACCAGAAGCACGAUUUAUUCCUCCCAUCCAAUGCACAGUCUUCUGCUGCUGGAGUUGCAGGGCUCAUUGAGAGCUCAUCGUCAAGACUGACCUACGCCCUUACUGCACCACCACCUCAGCCUGCCUUGGUCCGGCUACCUUCUACAGCUCCAGCGCUACCAUCGGCUCCUGCAAAUCCCAGUGGGCGGCAUUCUUAUCAGCAUUCAUAGCGUGCGAAAUGAACCACGUUAAGCUCAGAUCAUUAGCGGUGUGAUCAUUUCAAGUUUUAUUCUUUGGCUUGGUUGGCCUAGCAAUUUCGCACACAGGCCAGAGCGCCACAAAGGGGACUUGCUACAACAGCAAAAUACAGUUUCACCCAUACAUUACUCGCAACUUGGGGCAGGAGGCCUGCGUUGCAGUGCCAGUACAUAGCCUGUACAGUUUUCCAUUACAUAGAGGUCGAGUUCAUGCUAGUUUCUUGAGAAUGUAAAGCAUAUUGUUGUUUUGUUUUUUUUUACACUGUAACAUACCUGUCCAUAGAAUAUGCAAGCUGAAAAUGUGUAUCGAUUCAUUUUGGGUGCGGUUUGCCUUCUCCUUUUUAGAAGAGAAAUGAAUUGAUGGAUGCUUAAUCAAAUUGUGCCGGUUGUCGGUUGACA
Oryza sativa Japonica Group (Japanese rice) is the source of this 8521-nucleotide messenger RNA. RefSeq names its product dnaJ homolog subfamily C GRV2. NCBI's taxonomy places the organism in Eukaryota, Viridiplantae, Streptophyta, Magnoliopsida, Poales, Poaceae. Gene Ontology annotation, biological process: endosome organization; receptor-mediated endocytosis; regulation of early endosome to late endosome transport. The record is from RefSeq and is a predicted model, not a curated record. Gene Ontology annotation, cellular component: endosome membrane.